AUGCUUUCACCCACUCGACGCCUGAACCACAGCCUUCCAAGGGUCAAGAACCUGUUGGAUGUCUGUGUCGUUGGCGCCGGCGGCGUGGGGACAAUUGCAGCUUAUGUCCUUGAGAACUCGCAGCGCGCCCGUGUCACAGCAGUAUUGCGAUCCAAUUACGCGCUCGUCAAGGAACGUGGUUUCGACAUUGACUCGAUCGACCAUGGAAAGGUCACAAACUGGAGGCCGCAUAAUGUUGUCUCUGGCUUUGCGUCCGCCGCGGCCGACAAAAAAAGCUACGACUUCAUUGUCAUCACGACCAAAGCCCUGCCAGAUCUGACGUCGUCUAUCAUUGCCGAUUUGAAACCAUUGAUCACGCCGGGAAAGACUAGCCUCGCCCUACUUCAAAAUGGACUGGCCAUCGAGGCACCCUUCGCCGCCGCCUUCCCCAACACACCAAUCUUGUCGAGCGUCAGCAUGAUCGGUUCUCGCCUCACCAACUCGACGUCAGUUUUCCACCAGUACCCGGACGUAUCGAAGAUUGGCGCACACCUGCACCACGUCGACGACACGUUUACGGGCGCGACGCAACACGCCGCGGCGGCGCUCUAUGUCGACGUGUACAAUGCGGGGCUCGCGGCCGCGAAAGCCAAGACCAACGCACGCUGCCUGCUGGUGGAGGACAUCUCGGGGGCCCGCUGGGCGAAGCUGCUGUGGAACGCGUCGUUCAACACGCUGUGCACGGUGCUGCGCAUCCCGGUCGGCGAGCUGCUUUCGGGCCCGGGUCGGAACACGCUGCUGGAGCCGGCGAUGCGCGAGGUCGCGGCGGUGGCGACGGCCGCGGGCUACGGGGACGCCGUGUCGGAAGACAUGAUUCAGAACAUGCUGCACGACUCGGCUCCCACGAGCACGUUUCGGCCCAGCAUGUUGGUCGACCUCGAGAAUGAACGGCCACUGGAGCUGGAGGUUAUUCUUGGAGCGCCGUUGAAGGUGGCCAAGGAGAAGGGUGUCAGUACACCGAUUUUGACUCAGGUCUAUGAGCUCUUGAAUCAGAUUCAGUGGAAGUUGACGUAG
Messenger RNA from Cordyceps militaris CM01, 1053 nucleotides. RefSeq names its product Ketopantoate reductase ApbA/PanE. The transcript has 2 exons. Gene Ontology annotation, cellular component: cytoplasm. NCBI's taxonomy places the organism in Eukaryota, Fungi, Ascomycota, Sordariomycetes, Hypocreales, Cordycipitaceae. The coding region runs from base 1 to 1053 and encodes 350 amino acids. The record is from RefSeq and is a predicted model, not a curated record. Gene Ontology annotation, molecular function: 2-dehydropantoate 2-reductase activity. Gene Ontology annotation, biological process: pantothenate biosynthetic process.